Messenger RNA from Betta splendens (Siamese fighting fish), 4482 nucleotides. RefSeq names its product acyl-coenzyme A thioesterase 1-like. The transcript is spliced from 4 exons. Bases 2059 to 3312 code for a protein of 417 amino acids. Gene Ontology annotation, molecular function: fatty acyl-CoA hydrolase activity. Lineage: Eukaryota; Metazoa; Chordata; Actinopteri; Anabantiformes; Osphronemidae. The record is from RefSeq and is a predicted model, not a curated record. Gene Ontology annotation, biological process: acyl-CoA metabolic process; fatty acid metabolic process.
ACUGAUUACAGACAGGUGUGGGUAAUGAGCUAGGGAGAACAGAACUGAUCACAGGAAGUAAAGCAGGAACAGAAACCGGGAGUGCUACCAAAAUAAAACCGGAAAUGGAACCUGGAACCAAAAUAAGACAAGGAAACAACAAGAAACAAAACCCAGAUCGUGACACUCUCUAUCUCUUUCUGCUGAGAUUUGGUGUUCCUUCCUCUCCGAUAGUCAGACGCCAGUGAUGCAGGUGUGAGACUGUACAGUAUAGAAAUAAACCCUGGCCAAAGAAAGGGAUUAAAGGCAAAGACAACUUGAGGAUUGUGUGACCUUUGCAUUAUACCGUGGUUUAUGAUUUGCUUUUCUCAUUAUCUUUUAUUUUUCUCUGUUAUUACAAUAAAUUACACAAAAGACAACUCUCUCAUCAGCUUCUUUAUUACAAAAUUUCCAUCACAUUAAGUUAUUACAUUAUGCAGACUAUGUCGUCCCAAGUCACACUCCAGUUGCUGCCCGGUGUCAGGUGCUGGUGUGGCAGAGUUCACUAUUUACAACAGAAUUAAUUGAAAAAAAGAAAACCAUUCUCAACAGUCUCAAAGGUGUAAACCUAAGACAAAUGUGAAUAUUUAAAUACAGAACCAUGCGUCUGUCAUUGCAAUGGUCACUCCUCACACCAGCUUCUGUUAGGGUGCCAGAAAUACUCACUAUUAAUACUGCAAUACAAGUAUGGCUAAAUAUACCUAUAUAAGAAAGACCAGGUAGCUUAAAAAAGCUGAAUGUGUACACCUGCUCUGAUCAGGAAUGGACAGUGUAAUGAACUCAUCAGUUAUAUACAUAGAGCUGCUUGGAUACUGAGCAGUAGAGAGUUUGAGCGGCAGAGUUUGACCUGUCAAUCAAACUGUUACUGAGCUCAAUCACUUAUCUACUGCAGCUGUGCCGUUGUUAUGCUUCGAAGGCAGGAACCUCCACAAUUCAGCUCAAUCAGUUGGGAUGAAGCUGAUUUGCUCCCCUGCUCAACAGGCUUGUUACAGCAAAACCAUGGGGGUUAUCAAAAAAAUAACUUCACUUUAUGAAUCCCAAAGCUUCAAUGACUAACUGGUGUGAGUUUUUAUGUUUGAGAAGUAAGAAUUGUGGCCACAGUCGCAAUUGAAAAAUACCAGUCUUUCUGCGCUUUCCCUCAAAAGUGCAUUAGAGUUUAUGGGUGAAAUUUUGGAACUCUCUACACUUUCAGGCAGCUACUGUACAGACUAAAGUAUAGGUCUGUGUGUUUAGCCAGACACAUUAGAAAGAAGACAAGUAUGACUAGGGCUUAGUGGAAAAAAAUUUGUUCAUAGAGUGAAAUCUGUGAUAAUGACAAGUUAAAUCUGUGUAAUGACAAGUUAGAGAAAGGUUCUGUUUUAAAAAAACAAUCCUCACACAAUCAAUCAAAAACCACCCUAUGCCUAAACUGCUAUAACUCAGAAACUGUUAAAGAUAUUAAAAAGCUGAACAGUGCAUUAGUUGAAUAGUUGAAGAUUGCUUUGUAGUUCAAAUGGUGUCUGUAGCUUGAAAUAUGCUGAAGUAGUUAAAGCUGAAAAAAGACAAAGCUGAAGAGGAUUUGAAAAUGGUUUUCCAUUCAUUUCAAUGGAAAACAAUUAAUGAAAAAAGCUUAAUAACGUAAAAAAUAUGAAACAUUAGAAAAGUAAUAACCCACGUUGUCUCAAAAAGCUGUACGUUUUGAUAUUUGAAUGGUUUCUGUAGCUUAAAGUAUGCGGGGCUAGUUUGAUGCAGACGGAAGAAAUAUAAUAAACAUUAGAAAAACAAUACACACAGUGAAUGCUUCCAUUGUAAAUAGAUUAUCCCUGUUGGAACUGCUGUCAGGACAUUCUAUUCGUCCAAAAGGUGUGUGUACCUUAGCGUUGUCUUUGUCUUCUCAAUGCGUAACGUACACUGGCAAGAAGGAGACAUCCAUGGUGAACUGCUCUUUGACUCUUUGUUGCAAUAACAUCAUUUCAUUUCAAACACCCCCUCAACCACAUACAGGUCAGAUGGAAGCAGAUUCACCCAUCUGGACAGAGACGAUCCCAUCUGGAGCUGGAGAUGUCCUCACAGAUCCGACUGAGGCUGCUGCCUGGUGUCAGGUGCUUGUUCGAUGAGCUGGUUCAGGUGAAGGUGGCUGGACUGAAGCCGAGGCAGGUGGUGUCGGUGAGAGCCAGGGCGACGGAUGAGAAAGGACUUGAGUUCAGGUCCUCGGCCACCUACAGGGCAGACGGGAGUGGGUUCAUCCACCUGGACAAAGACCCCUCACUCGGCGGGAGCUACGUAGGGGUUGAACCCAUGGGGCUGCUGUGGUCACUGAGAGCUGAGAAACUGCACCAAUACUUUUUCAAGAACAAAGCGCUUGAACCUUUUGUGGUGAAGUUCUCUGUGCAUGAGGGGGACGAACAGGGCAGGAUGCUGGCGGAGGAGACCCAUGAAAGGUUUCUGAUUGGUGAAGGAGUCAGCAGGUUCUCUGUCAAGGAAGGGAAUUUUGAAGGAGUCCUCUUUACUCCUCCAGGACAGGGUCCUUUUCCUGCUGUGCUGGAUCUGUGCACCUUCAUGUCGGAGAAAAGAGCCUCUCUGCUGGCCAACAAAGGCUUUGUGGUUCUGGCUGUAGCAGUUUACACUGAGAAACCUGGCAACAACAAACCCAUGCACCUGGACCACUUUAAAGAAGCUGUGGAUUUUCUACAACGACAACCUAAGGUGGGCAGUAAAGGAGUUGGUAUAAUCUCACGGUCAAAGGGAGGAGAUGUUGCUCUUUCUCUUGCUGCCUUUGUGUCAGGUGUUGCAGCAGUAGUGUGGAUCAACGGCUGCAGUGCUGUUGUGGGUUCUCCAUUGUACUUUAAGAACCAAGAAAUCCUCUCACCACUGCCAGUGGACUGGAGCAAAGGGAUUUCCCAUGAAUCAGGAGCUAGUAUAGUCAGGUACAUGCUUGGAGAUCCUCGGGCAGAGGAGAACAGAGGCACUGUGGUGCCGGUCGAACAAGCACAGGCUUCUUUCCUCUUUGUGGCUUCAGGGAACGACCUCAACUGGGACAGCGAGGGUUACAUGGACGAGAUGGUGGAGAGACUGAAGCAUCAUGGGAAAAAGAACUUUGAGACAGUCUGUUACCCCAAAGCCGGUCACCUACUGGAGCCGCCUUAUGGGCCGUUCUGUCCCUCUGCCACACAUGGACUCAUCAGCACUCCAGUCCUGUGGGGGGGCGAGCCCAGCGUUCAUGCAGCAGCUGAAGUCCAGCUGUGGAAGAAGAUCCAGGAGUUUCUCACUGAUCACCUACGCUGUGGUUCUAAACAGUCUAAAGCCCAACUAUAGGUCAGAGUGGUUGACCCAGAAAGAAAAGACACAUGUAACAUGUAAAUAUUAAAGAUGCUAAACUCAACACAAUGCGUUUAUCCAGGAGUCCAUCAAUGGUUCAUGCGCAUCCUGUUUCCUUAAUUGUAGUUGUUGUAAAUUUUUAGAAAUUCCCCUAUCAGCUGUAGAAUCCACAACUUCAAGAAAAACUGGCAGUGGCCUACAAAAUAAAGUAGUAUUAUUGAAUUAGUUGCUACCAGCCACUCAGAGCUAAUGUGCAAGCUAACAUUAGCAAUGUAAGCUAGCGCUGCUCCCGACAGUCCAAAACACGACAAGCAGCAGCUCGGACUCAAAUUUCACAGCACAAACUAAAACAAUAAAAGGUUGAAUAUAUUACUUACUCAGUGCUUUUUCGACCGUUCUGUCCCGGCUGUCUUUUCUGGUAUUUUCUUGGCAUCCUGAAGAUUGUUUUGAAUACUACUUUGUUUGCAUCCAGCACAAAACUAAUGAUCUGUAACGCAAAAGUUCCCCGACAGCAGUAGAAUCCACAACUUCAUCCAACUGGCAGCAGUGGAUUUAUUACAGCACUGGGAUAUUAGAUACAGACGUAUCAGACAAGGCCGCUCUAACGAGAACAGCUGCUGACACUAAAGUAUCAAAUGUAGACAUCUUAUAAAAUACACAAGAUUUAACGUCGCACAAAGACACAGUGGUCACAAAUUAAACUGGUUUCUGCCGUCCACGAACAGCGUGUUGAUACAUGUUAGAUAUGUCUUAUGAUAAAGGCUUUGCAAUGGCCUCUCAGUGGCCCAGUGGUAAAGACUAUGUCUUUGAGUUUAUUUUGCUGCGGUGGCAGCGGGAUUAAAUCCCCUUAAGAAAUUAUGUUUCUGCUAAACAGAGUUAGAGAAUCCUCUGGCAUAGCAGAACAAGUCCACCCUGAUCCCCUUCGAAUUAGAGUGUAUUUUUCACUAUUUAAUUGUCAGAAUGCAUAUUACUAUUGGCCACAUUUCCCAUUUUAUCAUCUCACCUAAAGGAACAUAUUAGGUUGUGAAGGAACAUAUUUUUUAUAGUAGUAAGAGACUGGACCUUUCGCCUCCAUGUAUUCUACACAAUUCAUACUCAUUCUUAAGUAUAACAAAGGUGUAAAUGUUCAGUUUUGACCCUCAGUGAAGUUUUUUGUUUUUUUUUUAA